UAUAACCAAGAGCCCUAAAUCUCUAGAGAAGCAAAGCGAUCGAUUUUGCGAACCGCGCGGCCCUCUCUCCACGAAGUCCAAGCGCGCUCAUAGCUAGAGAUCAGUAGAGUAGAAAUUUCUAGCUCGCAUUCUUCUUGUUUGUGUGCUUCUUGCUCGAAAAUUUUGGUUUCUUUUGUGUGUUGAUGGCAGCCCAGGGCACGGCGACUUGCUCUACUCCCGGCAGAGCCCCGUGCCUCAUCUCCAAUCCGCCGAGGAAGACGCCGGGGAAGCUCCAGCUCCAGAGCGAUCGAUUCAUCCCAGAUCGCAGCGCCAUGAAUUUCGAUGUCGCAAAUAUGCUCGUGCUCGGCAAGGAGAACUCGCAUUCUCAGCAGCAGCAGCAACAGCAGCAGCAUCUGAGGUACGAUUGCUGCCAGGAAGAGUACAAGAAGCAGCUCGCCGAGAAUCUCUUGAAAGACGCCAACAUCCUCCACAAGGAGAGCCGGAUUCUUGCCUUCAAGAACAGGCCUCCGCCGCCUCCCGAGGGAUUUGACAAGGAAUCCAGCCUCUUGUACAGCGAGAACACGGCUCCGGGCGCUUCCAGGCCUCGCAAGAUGUUUAGACACAUUCCCCAGGCUCCAGAGAGAACUCUCGACGCACCCGAGAUUCUAGACGACUACUACCUCAACUUGCUCGACUGGGGAUCAAACAACGUGGUCGCGGUCGCUCUCGGACACACCGUCUACCUCUGGAACGCGAGCACGGGUAACAUCGAAGAGCUCAUGCAAGCAAACGAGGAGGACGGUCCCGUGACUAGCGUUGCUUGGGCGCCCGACGGCAAGCAUAUCUCUGUGGGCCUUAGCAAUGCGGACGUGCAGCUCUGGGAUUCAUUGUCUCUUCGCCAGGUGCGAUCUCUCAAGGCCCACUCUGCUCGAGUUGGAAGCCUGGCCUGGAAUGGUCCGAUUCUCAGUACCGGGGGUCGUGACAACGUUAUCUUCAACCAUGACGUUCGCAUCCGUGAGCACGUAACUGGCAAGAUGGUAGCACACCAGCAGGAAGUUUGCGGCUUGAAGUGGUCGCCUUCUGGACAGCAGCUGGCUAGCGGUGGUAAUGACAACCUUCUUCACAUCUGGGAUGCUGCCGCUGCUGUUUCCGGUGGUACAAGCUCGUAUCUGCAUCGUCUGGACGAGCAUCAAGCGGCUGUCAAAGCCCUUGCCUGGUGUCCUUUCCAGAGCAAUCUCUUGGCCUCCGGGGGUGGCACGGCAGACCGAUGCAUCAAAUUCUGGAACACGCACACUGGAGCUUGCAUCCAAAGCGUCGACACGGGCUCUCAGGUGUGCGCGUUGCAGUGGAGCAAGCAUGAGAGAGAGCUGCUAAGUUCGCAUGGAUUCAGCCAGAACCAGUUGAUCUUGUGGAAGUACCCGUCUAUGGUGAAGAUGGCGGAACUUACCGGUCACACGUCCAGAGUCUUGCACUUGGCGCAGAGUCCUGAUGGCUACACAGUUGCUUCUGCCGCUGGAGACGAAACACUCAGGUUCUGGCAAGUCUUUGGCAAUCCCGACACAGCGAAAGCAGCGGUUCGAACGAAGGCAAGGGAAACAUACAGUGCCUUGAACAGCCGCUGUAUUCGGUAAGCGUAUCAAUUUCUUGUAAGUUUGCAUUGCUUCCGGAGCUUGUAUGUAUGAUGCAUCCAUGUCUUAGGUUAGGAAGUCCAUGAUCGCGAACCAGCGCGAUCGUGGCAAAAUGGCGUUCCUCGACGCCAUCGGUUCUAAUACUUCUCUGUG
Messenger RNA from Selaginella moellendorffii, 1760 nucleotides. RefSeq names its product cell division cycle 20.2, cofactor of APC complex. Lineage: Eukaryota; Viridiplantae; Streptophyta; Lycopodiopsida; Selaginellales; Selaginellaceae. The transcript has 4 exons. The coding region runs from base 183 to 1610 and encodes 475 amino acids. Gene Ontology annotation, cellular component: anaphase-promoting complex. Gene Ontology annotation, biological process: positive regulation of ubiquitin protein ligase activity; positive regulation of anaphase-promoting complex-dependent catabolic process; anaphase-promoting complex-dependent catabolic process. The record is from RefSeq and is a predicted model, not a curated record. Gene Ontology annotation, molecular function: protein binding; anaphase-promoting complex binding; ubiquitin ligase activator activity.